Molecule: messenger RNA, 1360 nt
Organism: Mytilinidion resinicola
Lineage: Eukaryota; Fungi; Ascomycota; Dothideomycetes; Mytilinidiales; Mytilinidiaceae
Exons: 2
Coding region: 1-876 (291 amino acids)
Source: RefSeq, a predicted model, not a curated record
AUGGCACUUCGGUCCUCGGAGCGGUCUUUCUCAUACCCGGAAAUCUUAUCAACGACCACCGUCCAUGGGCCGGGGCAGGAGGAGAAGAACCGAGUUGUAACGUGUGCAAUUGAAGCCACGUGGGUGAAGUACGAGAUCUAUGCGGCUUCCACCACUCCCCACCUCGCACAAGCUGUGCUGGGUCUAGAUAAUGACACACUUGCUGCCGCUACUUACGCCAAUCUUCAAACGUGUUCAUCCCGUUAUCUAGAAUACGCACUAGAAGCUAAAUCAUCAGUACGUGCUGGCUCUAGAAUCCACAUGGACCCAAGUUGGGCGUCGUCUUUAAACCAAGCCCGGCCGAACUCGAGUGUGACGACGCUUGAGAAUCUCUUCCAAAACUUGGCUGCGCAGGAAAACUUUAAUCGUAACAGUCUCGACGGAUUCUCGUCCACGUUGGUGGCAUCUGUCUUUGCAGAUGGCAUUUCUCGAGUUGGCAUAGACAAGCACACUUUGAUCAUCGACCCAAAGUGUAAUGGUGACGACUGCGACCAACGCAUGAUGGUGCCAGAAAACAUCACCGACAGCUGGAUGCGCGUACAGUUCCCAAUCUACCGCUACGGGUACGGCUACAGCUUCCACGGCAUUGCCAUCAGGCGGGCGAUGAUUCCUUUGAUGGCACAUAUCGCUCUGGCAACUAUGCAUUGCACCUGGCUUUUGUACAGCGGCACGACGUAUCCAAGUUGGAAUAAUAUAGGGGAGGUCAUCGCGUUGACUAUGGGACCAUGGCCGUGUCUGUGCUUCGAGGCACCGCUUCUGGCAUCAAGAACUCGGAGACCUGAGCUCGACGAAUUGCCAUCCGCACAAAAUCGCCAGGAGUUCAACUCGCUUCGUUAGAUGGUCGUGAAUAUCUAGAAUUGGUAUUUCAGCAAGAUGGAGAGAGCUUUGGUGGAGCGAAAGAUCCCCACAGGGCGAAGAUACCGGUCGCCCAGGAGUCUUACUACUAACAGCACGUGCAUCUUGAUCGUUCACAAGAUUCAGAGCUCACGAGGCUAUCUUACUAUCAAGGAUUCUUCGCUUGGCACAGACUUUCUUCACUUGUGCUGGAAGGUUAUGGAGGGGCCCGGUCUCGCAGCACCAUCUUUCGACAUCGUUAAAGCUGUCUGAAAUGCAUAGACCGUACUGUAUUGUGUCACCGAACCCAAUCCUCGUUCGGAGACCCGUAUCGUGCAUACGAACCGAUGACAUGCCGUUGUUGAUGGUCACAGAAUCUGAGAGAUGGCUUCGCUCCUACCUACAAAGCUGAGGCUGGUGCGAGCGUGGGGCAGCGGGGGACUGAAGAUCGCCUCAUCAGUGAAGAGGCACGAAGACUUUCUCCAGC